AUGCAGCUCCGGUGGCGCUUCAAUGUAACCACGGCGGAGCUUCAACAACCUCGCUCCAUUGCAGCGGCCACGGCGGGCGCUACGACGCAACGCACGGCGAUGACGGCGAAAGCCGCGAUGCAGCUCCGGUGGCGCUUCAACACAGCCACGGUAGAGCUUCGACAACCUCGUUUGCGCCCUACUGCAGCCCCCGCGGCGACAUGUGCUGGAUGUCACAAUGAGAUUGGCCAUGGAGGUUUUCUUAGUUGCAUAGGAGGUGUUUGGCAUCCAGAGUGCUUUUGCUGCCAUGCUUGUAAAGUUAUAAUCAGCAAAUAUGUGAUUAUGAGUUCUCCUAAAACUUGUUACAAGGAGCGCUUUCAUCCAAAAUGUGAUGUCUGCAAGCAAUUUAUUCCUACUCAUAUGAACGUCCUUAUCAAAUAUAGGACACAUCCUUUUUGGUUACAAAAAUACUGUCCAUCACAUGAGGUGGAUGGUACUCCAAGAUGCUGUAGUUGUGAAAGAAUGGAGCCAAGGGAAUCAAGAUAUGUAUUGCUUGAUGAUGGUCGUAAACUCUGCCUGGGGUGCCUUGACUCUGCAGUGAUGGAUACAAAUGAGUGCCAGCCUCUUUAUCUCGAAAUACAGGAAUUUUAUGAAGGUCUCAAUAUGAAAGUGGAACAACAAGUUCCUCUGCUUCUUGUAGAAAGACAGGCUUUAAAUGAAGCAAUGGAAGGAGAGAAAACUGGACACCACCACCUUCCUGAAACAAGAGGUUUGUGCUUAUCGGAAGAACAGACUGUCAGCACGAUAUUGAGGAGACCAAGAAUGACAGGAAACAAAAUUAUGGAAAUGAUAACAGAGCCGUAUAGGUUGACACGGCGAUGUGAAGUGACUGCAAUUCUCAUUCUAUAUGGUCUCCCAAGAUUGUUGACAGGUUCAAUUUUAGCUCAUGAGAUGAUGCAUGCGUGGUUGCGACUUAAAGGAUACCGCACGCUCACUCCAGAUAUAGAAGAGGGCAUAUGCCAAGUCCUCGCCCACCUGUGGAUCGAGUCGGAGAUCAUGGCUGGAUCAGGCAGCAACGCCGCGUCGACAUCCUCAUCCUCUUCGUCAUCCACAUCGUCGAAGAAGGGCGGGAGGUCUCAGUUCGAGCGGAAGCUCGGUGACUUCUUCAAGCACCAGAUCGAGUCGGACACCUCCGUUGCCUACGGGGAUGGUUUCAGGGCUGGGAACCGAGUUGUUCAGCAGUACGGCUUGAAGCGCACCCUCGAGCACAUCCGACUGACAGGGACCUUGCCGUUUUGA
Molecule: messenger RNA, 1278 nt
Organism: Triticum aestivum (bread wheat)
Lineage: Eukaryota; Viridiplantae; Streptophyta; Magnoliopsida; Poales; Poaceae
Product: protein DA1-related 1-like
Exons: 9
Coding region: 1-1278 (425 amino acids)
Molecular function (GO): ubiquitin binding
Source: RefSeq, a predicted model, not a curated record